Baudoinia panamericana UAMH 10762 is the source of this 2345-nucleotide messenger RNA. RefSeq lists its product as uncharacterized. The record is from RefSeq and is a predicted model, not a curated record. The transcript is spliced from 2 exons. Gene Ontology annotation, biological process: proteolysis. Bases 7 to 2259 code for a protein of 750 amino acids. NCBI's taxonomy places the organism in Eukaryota, Fungi, Ascomycota, Dothideomycetes, Mycosphaerellales, Teratosphaeriaceae. Gene Ontology annotation, molecular function: serine-type endopeptidase activity.
GCUCCAAUGGUCCAACGCGCAAUGAAGUUCACGCCGGAGGUCCUCCUGUCCGCGCCAAGGCGAUCUUCAGGCAUACCAAACCCAUCUGGAACCAAGGUGCUGUACACAUCAUCAACUUACGACUUCCUGACUCACCAGAAGACGACAGAGCUACGUCUACUGAACAUCCAAACUGGGGGGUCAGAGGAGCUCUUGGGAGACGAGGCAUCGGACCUCAACUGGCUAACUGAUGAUGUUUUCUGCUAUUUGCAGGCGAACAAGGACGGUACGACCAGCUUGUAUGCUUCUAACACGGCUGGCGAGCGAUUCGUGACUGGCGUCAUCGAUGCAGCUGCGAGCAACCUCAAGCUUAAGGCGCUUCAGGAUGGAGCUGCUGUAGUCUUCAGCGCGCCGACGCUUCCUGAUGGCACCCUCUACUCUCCGGAAAAGGCGAAGCAAUCGACUAGAUCCAGCGGUCGGUUAUAUACCAGUCUCAUGGUGCGCCACUGGGACAAGUACGAAACACAAGCGAAGAACGCACUAUGGUAUGGCAAGCUCACCCACGGCGACAAUGGCAGAUACACUCUGUCGAAGCUCAGCAAUGCUUUCAAAGGUCACCCUGAAUUGGAGUGUCCAAUCCAGCCUUUCGGGGGUAGCGACAAUUUUGACAUCAUGAAGACAGGUAUUAUCUUCGUGACGAAAGAUCCCAAGCUCAACCCAGCCCUGAACACCAAGUGCAACAUAUACCUGCUUCACAUGUAUUCCUGGACUGGUAAUCUCCCUAAUCUUCAGCCAGUCCUCGAAGAGAUUCCGAUUCCGGACUUCGAAGGCGCCGCUACCUGUCCGGUCUUUGAUGCCACAGGCACCAGAGCAGCGUGGUUAAUGAUGAAAGACAACGGUUACGAGGCCGAUCAGAACCGUACUUUCGUCAUGGCGGACAUCAACUUCCCACAGAGCGUACAACACGCGUCGCGAACAAUCACCUCGCUAAAUCGUACUGCUUCCGAUGGUGACAAGUUUUGGUCACUAAGCCCGUCAUCGAUCUGCUUCUCGCUAGACAGCCAUUCUCUGCUAGCCGUCGUGGAAGAUCAAAGCUAUGCGAAACUCUGCAAGGUCGAUUUGGGUCUGGACCGCAACCAGCCACGGCAGCCGCAAAUGCUGACCGAGCAAGGUCACGUCAACGAUGUGAAACCUCUUCCCAACGGCACAAUUUUCGUUUCCGGCAACUCACUUGUCGACAACUCUUGGUACGCCAUUGUCGACGACCGUCAGCCGAAUAAGGUUGUGACGUGGUCCCAUUCGAGUUCUGCCGCCGGUGGGAAGUUCGGUUUGAGACCGGACCAAGUCUCGAGCAUAUGGACGCCCGCCAACGAUCCGAAGGUCAACAUGAACGUUCACUCGAUCGUCGUCAAACCGAGCAACUUCGACUCCAGUAAGAAGUAUCCCGUUGCGUACUUGAUCCACGGCGGCCCCCAAGGGGCGUGGACCGACGCUUGGUCAACACGCUGGAACCUCGCCGUCUUUGCCGAACAAGGUUACAUAGUUAUUGCACCUAACCCUACCGGCUCGACUGGCUACUCGCAGGCUUUUACCGACGCCAUCCGAUACAAUUGGGGUGGCGACCCUUAUGAGGAUGUUGUGAAGUGCUUUGAGUGGGUAGGUGAGAACAUGCCAGAAGCAGAUAAUGACAACGCAGUAGCACUGGGUGGAAGCUACGGCGGGUACAUGAUGAACUGGAUUCAAGGCCAUCCCCUCGGCCGCAGAUUCAAGUGUCUCGUCUGCCACGACGGCGUCUUCAGCUUCCCAUCUGGCCAGCUGACUACCGACGAACUCUACUUCCCCAUGCAUGACCUCGGCUACCCAUCCUGGCUAAAGCCGCCAGCGCACAUUACAGACAACCCUACAGCCCAAUCAAACACUCCUUCGUGGACACGUUGGGAUCCCGCCAACUACCUUGACCAAUGGUCAACACCCCAGCUCACCAUCCACAGUGAGAAGGACUACCGCCUUCCGAUCGGCGAGGGACUAGCCGCUUUCAACGUCCUGCAAGCGCGAGGAGUUGAGAGCCAGCUCUUGGUCUACCCAGAUGAGAAUCACUGGGUGCUCAACCCGGAAAACAGCCUUACGUGGCACAAGGUCGUGCUGAAUUGGAUCAACAAGUUCAUGGGCUUGCCUCCGUAUAGCACUGAUGACCCGAAUGGCAAUGAAUUUUGGGGAGGAAUCAAGAGCGAAAAGGAAGGCCCGCCGGAUGUGCCCGCUCAAGGCAAGUCGGAGAUGUGAGGGACUCCGACGAUGAUGCCUGCUCGUAGCGGGCGCCACUUUGGAUAAUCGACAACAAUCAGUCCCGUCUUGAUUACUCUAUAUAC